Messenger RNA from Salvia splendens (bonfire salvia), 746 nucleotides. RefSeq lists its product as uncharacterized. Bases 109 to 405 code for a protein of 98 amino acids. The transcript is spliced from 2 exons. Lineage: Eukaryota; Viridiplantae; Streptophyta; Magnoliopsida; Lamiales; Lamiaceae. The record is from RefSeq and is a predicted model, not a curated record.
CCGAUAUUCAGAUCAUGUAAUUACGUGAUAUGGGAGAUUGAAAACAGCAUUUUUCGAGUGAAAAUCCCAUAAACCCUACAAAUCUUCGGCACACCACAGGAAUCGUUAAUGGCGGACGAGCCGUCGUUCCACGAGGAAUUCGCCGAUGCUGACAAUGCAGAUUCCGACGAGAUCGCUGAUCUCCAUCAAAAGAGCAGCGAUCUCGAGGAGGAGAAUCGCAAUAUCAUUCAGGAAAACAUGGAUUACCUGCAAAGAAUAAACGAUCUCACGGCAUCUGUCGACGAAUUGAGCUCCGGAGUUGCCGAUCUGAAGAAUCAAACGGAUCUCGAAGGCGAGAUUUCGAGGGCGGAAUUUUCCGGAUUGAAGAGCCAAUUGGAUGGUAGAGAUGAGAAUUCGAGGUCGUGAAAGGGGGAUGAUUUGGCGGUGAAGAUGGAGGAGGAAAUCGGCGCUCUGCAGGGGUGCUUGGAUGAGAAGGAGAGGGUGAUUAGGGAGCUGUGGUGUGAGGCAAAGGGAGUCGAUGCUUGUGGGCGGCACAGCCAUUGCCACUGCUGCUGCUGUCAUAUGCUAAAACAUUGAUUUGUGUUGACUAGAGUUUCAGUGUUGGAUAAUUUUUGCUUUUGGUGUGGUGACACUUAAUGCUAAAUAAUGCACUUAUUUUAACCCAAUGAGUAUGGUUGAAUGGGAGACUCGUCCAUCAAAGCAGCUUUAAAUCUCUGUCCCACUCUUUGAGUUGCCUACAAAUCAAC